GGCGGAAAGCCGUUGGUGUUUGGAAUUAUAUCUAUCCUCCUUCAACGCGUCUGGCAGUCGUACACAACUCAUAGAUUCCCUGAUCGUCCUUGGAUUUUUUACCUUACAGUACAGCCAUGGAACUAUGGACUUCUCUAUGUAGCGCGAUCUUGUGGAAUGCGGUCCUGGCACUCGGCAUACCCCAGACUGGCGCACAGCAACCUCUUCUACCGACACAACGAGCUCAGGCACAUUCCUACGCUACUGGUGUCAUAUUGGGAUUUACAGAGAGCGGCAGCAACCAGGAGCACCGUUUUGAGAUACCUCUACGAGCGCAGAUCUCUUCAGGCACGUGUUUCGAAGAAUUGGAAAUUCCAAAGCAAGUACUGACUCCACAAUUAGGCGUCGACUUACCGGGCCACCUGAAAACAAUAAAGAUAAUAGCAGCAACCAAUCAGCAAGGGCAAUCGGCGCCAUUGGAAAGUUUGAGUCGUAUUAUAUGUCGGGUCAUCCCGAAGAUCAGCAUGGAAGAGAAGGAAAUGGGCGAGCAGAGGGUCUGGCCGUGGUUUACUGCAGAAGAUGCAGUGGUGCGGUUCGAGGCUUCUUCCUCACGGUGGUACCUCGCAGGCAGAUCAAUAGAAAGGUUCGAGUGUCGAUGACACCCUGGAGUUCCAAGAUUCUCGAGGUCAUGCGAUUGCGAUCCAACUAUCAUUCCAAAGCUCCAAUUGAGGGGUAUAGUAUACUAGGCCGCGAGAACCCUUCUCUUGAGCUGUCCGUUUCGCAGCUGACCAGAUCAAAACCAACGCCAAACUAUGCAAUUUCCGAUGUGCAAUCAGACAUUAUUCUCACCCCCGUUCAUUCCCACCAUUUCAUAUUCACCUGCGCCAUCUCGCCCCCUGCCUCGGCCUCUACCUCUUGAUUCACCAGCGCC
Messenger RNA from Cucurbitaria berberidis CBS 394.84, 910 nucleotides. RefSeq lists its product as uncharacterized. NCBI's taxonomy places the organism in Eukaryota, Fungi, Ascomycota, Dothideomycetes, Pleosporales, Cucurbitariaceae. The transcript has a single exon. The coding region runs from base 117 to 638 and encodes 173 amino acids. The record is from RefSeq and is a predicted model, not a curated record.